CUACGAAGGUCGAGCUCCGGAAGAUAAGAAACUGACGGGACCGCAACUCUCGCGGUAUUUCAUCGCUGGAGUCGUUCGCGUGCCUCUUCUCAGCCGCAGCUGACCCUCCUAGGAACGGUUUUGCUCGCGAGCUUCCUCAGAGGUGUGGGCGGCCUCGGGGGCGGCGGUGAGUGAGGGGCCACGGUCCGGGAUCCUCGCCGCCUUGGUGUAUCUCCAUGAAUAACUUAAAUGACCCUCCCCAUUGGAAUAUCCGGCCUAAUUCCAGGGCAGAGGGUGGUGAUGGAAGCAGAUGGAAUUAUGCUCUUCUGGUUCCCAUGCUGGGAUUGGCAGCUUUUCGUUGGAUUUGGUCUAGAGAGUCUCAGAAAGAAAUAGAAAAAGAAAGACAAGCAUAUUACCAGAAAACAAUUGCUUUCCAGCAGGAUCUUGAAGCUAAAUACCAUGAUAUUAUCUCAGAAAACCGUCGUGCAGUGGCUCAUUUGUCUUUGGAGCUUGAAAAGGAACAUAAUAGAACAACUAGCUAUCGUGAAGCUCUCAUCUCUCAGGGUCGAAAAUUAGUAGAAGAAAGAAAACUUCUGGAACAAGAAAGGGCACAGGUAAUGCAAGAAAAGCAGCAGCUACAACCCUUGAAAAGUGUAUAUCAAUACUACUUAGACAAAGAAGAAAAUUGGCAAAAAAAGGCUACCCAUUUGCUGAGAGAAUUUGAAGAAGCACUUAUAGAACGACAGAAUAUCUACUGUAGUCUGGUUCUUCCUCGAACCCGGCGCCUGGAGAUUGAGAAAAGGUUGUUAGUUCAAGCAUCCAUCGAUCCAGUUGCUUCUGACCUAGGGAUGGUAUCUGGUUUAACAGAUAUAUUUAAGCAUGACACAUAUUGUGGAGAUAUGUGGAAUUCCAACAAACGCCAAAAUGGAAGACUCAUGUGGCUCUAUCUCAAAUACUGGGAAUUAAUUGUUGAAUUGAAAAAAUUUCAGAAAGUGGAGAAAUCCAUAUUAGAAAAGUAAGAAAAGCAUGGAAAAUAGAAAAACUUCUCUUAUUGACCAUGAGUGGAAUAAUGCCAGACAGGCAUUCUGGGGUUCUGGUUUUCCCAAAAUCUUUUCUUUUUUUCACUGCUGCUGUUUAUAAGAAAUAAUUAGUUACUCGGAUUAAUUAGGGAUUCUUGGUAAGUAGAAAUAGGUGGUUGAUUAGAAGGACAAUUUUUGAAAGAGCUGAGCUCCUUUAAUUCAGAUGGAAGAAUCUUCAAGA
Gracilinanus agilis (Agile Gracile Mouse Opossum) is the source of this 1239-nucleotide messenger RNA. RefSeq names its product coiled-coil domain containing 127 (gene CCDC127). NCBI's taxonomy places the organism in Eukaryota, Metazoa, Chordata, Mammalia, Didelphimorphia, Didelphidae. The transcript has 3 exons. Bases 216 to 998 code for a protein of 260 amino acids. The record is from RefSeq and is a predicted model, not a curated record.